AUGAGGAAUUUCAUCUUGGAAAGUUUGCUAAAUGUGGUUGAAAUGAUUAGUAUAAAUUAGCUAAUAAAUGAAUUUAAUUAAUCUGAAUUUACUUUGAUGAUCAACAUCCUUUUUAGGAGGUCACAAGACGAAAACUUAUUGAUCAAAUUGUUAAAUAGCUCACUCAUUUAUUCAAAUGAAGGUUACUCUUAGAUAGAAACAGAAAUCUCUUGUCUUAUACCAAAAUUGAUCUACAUAGAUAAUAUUACUGUUGCUUAAGAGCAAUAAGCAACAAAAGAGUAGUACUUUUACACUCUUCUUUAUUUGAGGUUCAAUUUUUGUGGGUUAAAGUUUUUGGUAAUUUAUUAGAUGAUAGUAAAAUAUGCUUAAUUAAACUAAUACUUUAACACCUAACUUCCAUAUAAUUUAUAUACCUACUUUGAACAUUUUGGAUUAGCUUAUUUAAAUUUUAUCUCAAAGAUUUUUAAUUACUUAAAGUUUAUUGAUCAAAUAUAGAAUUCAUAAAAAUUAAAGAAGAUAUCCACUAAAGUAGUAAAUGAUUACCUAACACCUUAUUUAUUAUAUAAUUUAAAAACAAAUAUUAUAGUUUAGAUUUCUAUUUUGGCAUCUAUUCAAUAGUAAAAUUAUUUUAACAUUAUACAAAAAUGA
Molecule: messenger RNA, 648 nt
Organism: Paramecium primaurelia
Lineage: Eukaryota; Ciliophora; Oligohymenophorea; Peniculida; Parameciidae
Source: the annotation of a GenBank genome assembly